AGAACGAGAAGUCUUCUCACAAAUACGCACUGGACUGAUUCAUUAAAAAACUUGACUAUUUUCGCCAUUCUACCUCCGCACAUCGACUGUCCUCACAGUCCCACAUGGAGAGAACUCAAGGCCACUCGUACCCUACCGGAAAGAUCCACUCCGUGGGAAACAUAUACCUGUUCACAGUGGAUGUGAGUAAGUUCUCUCCAGAAGACGUCAUCACAACGUCUUCGCACAACCUUAUAGAAAUCUAUGCAGAGAAGUUAGCAGAGGACGGUACGGUCAAUUACACAUUUGCCCAUAAGUGUGUGUUGCCUGAGGACGUGGAUCCAAUGUCAGUGACAACCUCACUGGAAAGAAAGGGGGAACGUCAGACUUUGACUGUCAAAGCCAGAAGGAAGUAAUCUUCCAAAGGGUGCUGGGGGUCCUCGAGUGCUGAAAACGUUCCACGCAUUCACGCAUGAACGCACACAUGUUCACAAACAGUUGAAAUGUUUCAUUUGAAUCCAUAAAUCCAGUUACAGAUGAAAAUGAUGGUUUUAGUCAAUCGUGCAAUCUGAAGGCCAUGCACUGGCAGUCUCAGAGCAUGUCCAAAACCUCCAAAUACCAACAUCCAAAGUUUGGCAACCAACAAUUUUUAGGCGUGACAAUACAAUAAAGGCUAGUUUAGGAAUGUGUAGCACUAUCCCUAAUCAUGAUUCAAAAUCUAAUUCUAACCCUAAACAUAAACCAAAGUCAGAUAGAAAUUAUAGUCAAAGGGAGGACCAGCCAACUGUCCUCACUUCGCAAGAUUGUUCUUGUUUUACCUUUUUCAGAUAUACAGUGAUGCCUGACAACCUUCAGACAAUUAAAAAGUUUGGCGCAUUAGAAGGGGCUGUUUCUAUUCAGACAAGAACAUUGUGCUCUGGAAUAGAAUGUUCAGUAUUGUUUUUCUGAGAACUAAGUCCUCUAUAAGUAUUGGGACAGUAAAGUCAAAAUUGCUAUUUUUGCUGUACACUCAAGGCAUAUGCAAGUAUGAUUAAAAGAUGAAUGAGGCAAAAGUACAGACUGUCACCUUAUAUUUCUGGUUGUUUCAACACAUGCUUUACCAACAAAGAAUAACAGCACUUUCAGAGUUCUAUCACCCAUUUCACGAGAGCAUAAGUGUUGGGACAAUCCAACUUAAAGCAAAUGUAAGAACGAUGAAAACUAGUAUUUAGUCAAUAAUCCCUUGCAUGCAAUAACAGUGAGUCUACCAGCCAUUGACAUCACCAAACUCUUGGUAUCAUCCUUUGAGAUGCUUUGACAAGCCUUUACAGUUGCUAUUUUGACCAAUUGCAUUUUUGAGAGUUUCUAACUUCAGUUUACUCUUCAGCAAGUUAAUCUGUAUUUAAUUCAGAAGAUUGACUUGGCCAGGCCAAAAAUGAGCAUAUAAAUGAUUUCCCAUAUAAACUCUUUGGUCGUGUUUGGGAUCAUUGUCCUGUUGAAUGUAAAAGCACCUUGCAGUGAGUCUGCUGGCAUUUUCUUGUACAUUGGUAGCCAA
Messenger RNA from Esox lucius (northern pike), 1513 nucleotides. RefSeq names its product heat shock protein beta-7-like. NCBI's taxonomy places the organism in Eukaryota, Metazoa, Chordata, Actinopteri, Esociformes, Esocidae. The transcript has 3 exons. The record is from RefSeq and is a predicted model, not a curated record. Bases 105 to 395 code for a protein of 96 amino acids.